Molecule: messenger RNA, 6834 nt
Organism: Mya arenaria
Lineage: Eukaryota; Metazoa; Mollusca; Bivalvia; Myida; Myidae
Product: transmembrane protein 263-like
Exons: 4
Coding region: 151-534 (127 amino acids)
Source: RefSeq, a predicted model, not a curated record
CAAAUUUGUGGUAACAAAAUAUUAGAAGAAUUCAUGAAAAUUGUAAACACAGUGAAAUUUCAACGUGGCAAAUGUUAAUAUUUGAAGAGGUUUUCAAGCAAGAUAAAGAUUUUUCAUGUUGAUGAAAGGCAACAACUUGAGAAAUAAGGGAUGACGAGCCUGUAUCAGACAGUGAAAUCAUGCAUCAUAAAGUCUCCGCCGUCGGAGCAGGUGGAGGUGGUUACCAAGGAGACAGAGAAUGAUGUUCUUGACAAUCCGGAACAUGUGAAGGAGCAUGACUCUAUGGACUUUACCUCCAACAAGAAAACAGAUGAACAAUCAGAACAGAAGGCCCAGGGCGGUGUCAUAUGGCGUGUGUCGAGUGGUCUGGGCUCCGGGCUCUACAACUUCACAACGGGUGCUGUUGGCUAUGGAGUGGGAGGAGUGAAGUGGGCGGCAGGCAAGAGUUAUGACGUCGGCUCAUCUGUAGUCACCCAUGUGAAGAACCCGCCACUGCCAGAAAUGCUUCGGAAAAAGAAAGACAAGAAAGAAUAGAUUCAGUGUCUGCUAGUAUAAUGUUAAUAGUGAAAUGUUGUUAAGCUACUGGAAGUUAUUGCUGUGCAUCAUGCUUGUGUUGAAGAAUCGAUAUAACCAUACUUGUGUGUUCAUUUCAAAUGCAAUACUUUGAUGACUUUUCUAUAUCAUAGUUUUUUAACAUAUAUUUUUAGUUUACCGUUAUGAUUUAUUUAUGUCUUUAUGUGUAGCAUUGUACAUAGCUGUGAAGUUUAUUUUAAAAUUUAAGUUGAUUAUUGGGUGGUGAAGUGUUUUACAUGUGAUUUAUGUUAAGUGAAAGGAUGUGGUUAUAUUUUUGGAUUACUGUUUCUGAUUAAUCACUGUAUUGUCUGAUAUGUAACAGAAGGUGCCAAAGACAAUCAAUUGAAAUCCUUUUACCUCUGGAUAAGUCCCACAGAAAUAUUGUGAUAUUAAUAACAUGUUUUGGUAAGGGCUAUUCGAGUAAAACAUGUAACCCAUGGGGGGAAGGCAACUAUUUAAAUAGUAUAUGGGUGGGUGUCUUUUUUGUUAAUUUGGACUCUAAAAGGGUAAAUUUCAUUUAUUUGCUUCUGUAGGGGGUGGUAUAUUUUAAAAGUGCCCUAAAUAAGUCACCUAUUAUUUAGAUCAUUUGAUCUAUUUUUAAGAGUCAGAUUUUUAUAAACAUUGUUUAUUUUUUCACCAUAGAAAGAAAACUACUGCUAUCAAAUGCAAAGGAAAGAAGUCUUACUAUAUAUAUAUAUAUUUUGAAAUUGAAAGUUGUUAUAGAAUAUUUGUAUUCAUGUUUACCCAGCUGGAAUGGGAAGGAUUUUGUGCACUUAUUCAUUAAUCUAGUCAUGUUUUAAAUCUGAGAGACUUUGUCAACUUAUUUUGUUCAUUUAUACAUGCACCAUCAGUGUCAGUUAUAAGCUUUUAAGAAGAAUCAUUUUUUUGCAUACUGAUUAUUUGUGUGUUAAAGAUUCGCCAUUUUUAGCUUAACUAUUUUAAGAAUAAGGAGGUAAUGAAAUAUACUUCUAUAUACAUAACUUUAAACAUAUUUAUUUCAAGUUAAGCUUUAUUGGGGUUAUCAGGGGCAUACAAGAAUGAAUUAUAUAACAUUAAUCGUUUAAAGACUUUUAAAGAUGAAAAUUAAGUUACUACUAGCCUAGGACCUUAUUGGCUGAUGUUUGGUAGAGGAAUGUUAACUGAAUGAAAAGAAAUUAUCAGUAAAGAGGUUGAUAUAAAGUGGUGACACUGACAUUUCAGCAAGCACUCACAAAUCUUGAUAACACUUUAUGUUAAGUAACAUAAACAAAAUCAUUGCUGAUAACCUGUGCAUUGUCAUUCUCUUGGUUGAAAUCGUAUACAUAUAUGCACAGAGUAAAUAUACUCCUGAUACACCAAUGAAUAAGCCCUUUUUUAGUAAGAUUGGUAAGAUUAUACAAAAACUGUGCCAUAGUUGAAUACUGUCUUCCUGAUUUGUCUUGUUUUUUGUUGAUACAACUGUAAAGUUUAAAUUUUGUUCUCUAUUACUGGCUGUUAUAUUUGAAAUUUAAUGUCAAAAGUUUAUGAAUAUCAUACACUUACGUUUUAAGUUGAGGUGAAUCUCAUUGGUAAUUUGCAUAACUAACAUUUCUUCAAUACUUGUUGGACAAAUAGCUGUCUCUGUUGCCUUAGUUAGAGAUGGUGAUGUCCCUUGCUUUAUAAGUGAAAGAUCUGUGUGAUGCAAGAAGAAUGUUAUUUAAUAUAGAGAGAUACUCAAUUUUAGUAUCUAUAUUCAUUUGAUCAUGCAAUUUAAAUUUAUUCUUUAAAGUAUAUCACACUGAAUGUUUUGUACGUCUAUACCUUUAAGUGCUUGGCUCAUAUUUAGUAAACUACUCUGACAGAGAGAAAAAAAUAUUUUAAGAUAACAAGAUUACAAUUUUCUAAAAUUAGCAACUAGUCAUAUCAUGUGUGUAUCAUGUGUGUAUCAUGUGUGUAUCAUGUGUGUAUCAUGAGUGUAUCAUGUGUGUAUCAUGAGUGUAUGUUGUAGUCAUGAAUAGUUUAAAUUCUUAAACUGAUAAAAAGUGACAAUGAAACAGAUAAAAGGCUCGCACAUAUUCAAAGAGAGGAAACCACAAAAAACACUUUUUAUUCAAUAUGUAUAUCACGUUUUGACUUGAGCAUAAGUCGACACUUCUGAACAAGGGUUUAGACUUCAGCUGGAGUCGACUGAGUCAGGGUUUAGACUUGAAUUAGAGACUACUCUACUGAGCUAGGAUUUUGACUUGAGCUAGAGCCUACACUUCUGAGCCAGAGUUUAGACUUGAGCUAGAGUCUACACUACUGAGCCAGGGUUUCGACUUGAGCUAGAGUCUACAUUUCUGAGCCAGGGUUUAUACUUGAGCUAGAAUCUACACUUCUGAGCUAGAGUUUUGACUUGAGCUAGGGUCUACACUACUGAGCCAAGGUUUAUACUUGAGCUAGGGUCUACACUACUGAGCCAGGGUUUAUACUUGAGCUAGGGUCUACACUACUGAGCCAGGGUUUAUACUUGAGCUAGGGUCUACACUACCGAGCCAGGGUUCAUACUUGAGCAAGUGUCUGCACUACUGAGCCAGGGUUUAUACUUGAGCUAGGGUCUACACUACCAAGCCAGGGUUCAUACUUGAGCUAGAGUCUACACUACUGAGCCAGGGUUUUGACUUGAGCUAGGGUCUACACUACUGAGCCAGGGUUUAUACUUGAGCUAGAGUCUACACUACUGAGCCAGGGUUUAUACUUGAGCUAGAGUCUUCACUACUGAGCCAGGGUUUCGACUUGAGCUAGAGUCUACAUUUCUGAGCCAGGUUAUUCCUUGAGCUAGAGUCUACACUACUGAGCCAGGGUUUCGACUUGAGCUAGAGUCUACAUUUCUGACCCAGGGUUUAUACUUGAGCUAGAGUCUACACUACUAAGCCAGGGUUUAUACUUGAGCUAGAGUCUACACUUCUGAGCCAGGGUUUAUACUUGAGCUAGAAUCUACACUUCUGAGCCAGAGUUUCGACUUGAGCUAGGGACUACACUUCUGAGCUAGGGUCUACUACUGAGCCAGGGUUUAUACUUGAGCUAGGGUCUACACUACUGAGCCAGGGUUUAUACUUGAGCUAGUGUCUACACUACUGAGCCAGGGUUUAGACUUUAGCUAGAGUCUACACUACUGAGCCAGGGUUUAGACUUUAGCUAGGGACUACACUACUGAGCCAGGGUUUAUACUUGAGCUAGGGACUACACUACUGAGCCAGGGUUUAUACUUGAGCUAGGGUCUACACUACUGAGCCAGGGUUUAUACUUGAGCUAGGGUCUACACUACUGAGCCAGGGUUUAUACUUGAGCUAGAGUCUACACUACUGCGCCAGGGUUUAUACUUGAGCUAGUGUCUACACUACUGGGCCAGGGUUUAUACUUGAGCUAGUGUCUACACUACUGAGCCAGGGUUUAGACUUGAGCUAGAGUCUACACUACUGAGCCAGGGUUUAGACUUGAGCUAGAGUCUACACUACUGAGCCAGGGUUUUGACUUGAGCUAGAGUCUACAGUACUAAGCCAGGGUUUAUACUUGAGCUAGACUUUACACCACUGAGCCAGGGUUUAUACUUGAGCUAGAGUCUACACCACUGAGCCAGGGUUUAUACUUGAGCUAGAGUCUACACUACUGAGCCAGGGGUUUGACUUGAGCUAGAGUUUACACCACUGAGCCAAGGUUUAUACUAGAGCUAGAGUCUACACUACUGAGCCAGGGUUUAUACUUGAGCUAGAGUCUACACUACUGAGCCAGGGUUUAUACUUGAGCUAGAGUCUACACUACCGAGCCAGGGUUUAUACUUGAGCUAGAGUCUACACUACCGAGCCAGGGUUUAUACUUGAGCUAGAGUCUACACCACUGAGCCAGGGUUUAUACUUGAGCUAGGGACUACACUACUGAGCCAGGGUUUAUACUUGAGCUAGGGACUACACUACUGAGCCAGGGUUUAUACUUGAGCUAGGGUCUACACUACUGAGCCAGGGUUUAUACUUGAGCUAGGGUCUACACUACUGAGCCAGGGUUUAUACUUGAGCUAGAGUCUACACUACUGCGCCAGGGUUUAUACUUGAGCUAGUGUCUACACUACUGGGCCAGGGUUUAUACUUGAGCUAGUGUCUACACUACUGAGCCAGGGUUUAGACUUGAGCUAGAGUCUACACUACUGAGCCAGGGUUUAGACUUGAGCUAGAGUCUACACUACUGAGCCAGGGUUUUGACUUGAGCUAGAGUCUACAGUACUAAGCCAGGGUUUAUACUUGAGCUAGACUUUACACCACUGAGCCAGGGUUUAUACUUGAGCUAGAGUCUACACCACUGAGCCAGGGUUUAUACUUGAGCUAGAGUCUACACUACUGAGCCAGGGGUUUGACUUGAGCUAGAGUUUACACCACUGAGCCAAGGUUUAUACUAGAGCUAGAGUCUACACUACUGAGCCAGGGUUUAUACUUGAGCUAGAGUCUACACUACUGAGCCAGGGUUUAUACUUGAGCUAGAGUCUACACUACCGAGCCAGGGUUUAUACUUGAGCUAGAGUCUACACUACCGAGCCAGGGUUUAUACUUGAGCUAGAGUCUACACCACUGAGCCAGGGUUUAUACUUGAGCUAGAGUCUACACUACUGAGCCAGGGGUUUGACUUGAGCUAGAGUUUACACCACUGAGCCAAGGUUUAUACUUGAGCUAGAGUCUACACUACUGAGCCAGGGUUUAUACUUGAGCUAGAGUCUACACUACUGAGCCAGGGUUUAUACUUGAGCUAGAGUCUAAACUACUGAGCCAGGGUUUUGACUUGAGCUAGGGUCUACAGUACUGAGCCAGGGUUUAUACUUGAGCUAGGGUCUACACUACUGAGCCAGGGUUUAUACUUGAGCUAGAGUCUACACUACUAAGCCAGGGUUUAUACUUGAGCUAGAGUCUACACUACUGAGCCAGGGGUUUGACUUGAGCUAGAGUUUACACCACUGAGCCAAGGUUUAUACUUGAGCUAGAGUCUACACUACUGAGCCAGGGUUUAUACUUGAGCUAGAGUCUACACUACUGAGCCAGGGUUUAUACUUGAGCUAGAGUCUAAACUACUGAGCCAGGGUUUUGACUUGAGCUAGGGUCUACAGUACUGAGCCAGGGUUUAUACUUGAGCUAGGGCCUACACUACUGAGCCAGGGUUUAUACUUGAGCUAGAGUCUACACUACUAAGCCAGGGUUUAUACUUGAGCUAGAGUCUACACUACUGAGCCAGGGUUUUGACUUGAGCUAGGGUCUACACUACUGAGCCAGGGUUUAUACUUGAGCUAGAAUCUACAGUACUGAGCCAGAGUUUUUUUUACUUGAGCUAGCCAGGGUUUAUACUUGAGCUUUAGUCUACACUACUGAUCCAGGGUAUUUACUUGAUCUAAAGUCUCAACAACCGGGCCAGCGUUUAAACUUGACCUACAGUCUUCAGUUUCCUUAUUGGCUUGAAUAUUGUGAAAGAAAAGAAGAGGUAUUGUGAUAGCCGUUGCGUCUUUGUAAGCAUCGUGCAAAGGCCUUGUACCUUGACCCGACGUUAACUCAAAAACCGUUCACUGAUUAACCGAAACUUGGUACACAUAAAGCUAUAACACUGUUUUUGUUAAUUGUCGAGUUAUGCGCCUUGUUCAACUGAAAAAAAAUAACACGAGCGUUUGCUGACAGGCAUAGGGAUACUGCUAGUGUUGAACAUGCACUAGUUGGAACUCUUUAAAUUACAAGUGAAAUAGAAUCAGCCUCGUGAAACCUUGUAUCUUGAUGUGGUCAGGCAUGAUUCUACUAAGAUACCUGCUGAAGCCAGGUGUUCGACAUCAAAUAAACAGGUUACAUGGUAGAAUAUUACUAGCCUACACGUGGCUAGACUUAUUCACACUCCAUAUUACGCAUUACUUUGUUGACUAUGUGUGCAAAUGAAUUUGAUGACAUGUUAUCAUCUUUCGUUUAAUGAUCCUUUAAAAUUGAAUUAUCCCAGUGUAUCUGUUUAUAAAAAUGUAGUAUUUUAGAUGCAAUUGACUAGAUAUAUUUCUCACCGUUAGUGCCAAAGGAGUAGUCGGUGAUAGUAAUAGUGAAGCAUAUCUUCUUGAACAUGUAGAAAUCAUGUGAUUACACCUGUAAUACCAAAUGAUAUACAUGUUGUUCGAAUUUUUUUAUGGCGUAUUGAUUUGUAAUGUGCAAUUUAUUCCUUGAUGGAACUUUUAUGGUGUAUUAUUUGACAUUAUUUCAUAUAACAAUUAUUUCUGUUGGAUGUGGAGGUUGACAAGAUAAUAAAUCAAGACUUUCC